This is a messenger RNA of Didymosphaeria variabile, 2019 nucleotides long. RefSeq lists its product as uncharacterized. Gene Ontology annotation, molecular function: amino acid transmembrane transporter activity. Bases 1 to 2019 code for a protein of 672 amino acids. Lineage: Eukaryota; Fungi; Ascomycota; Dothideomycetes; Pleosporales; Didymosphaeriaceae. Gene Ontology annotation, biological process: amino acid transmembrane transport. The transcript is spliced from 2 exons. Gene Ontology annotation, cellular component: vacuolar membrane. The record is from RefSeq and is a predicted model, not a curated record.
AUGGACAUUCGCGGCAAGCAGCCGUCGACCUGGGACGAGUACGAUGGCGUGCAUCGAGGCUCGGUCGACUCCACGGGCAGCACGGGCAGUCGCGUACGCUGGGGAGUGGGAGCAGAUCUCGAGCGCAGAGAGAGUGGACAGAGCACCGCGACAGGUGCAGAACCACGGUACCCAGGUCUGAGAAGACGGGGUUCUUCGAUAUCCCAUGGACUGCACGCUCUGGGCGAUGCUGGCGGCGUCAACAGCAUCAACAACUUCGCCCGUUCGUGGCAGCGCGCCGCAGGCUUCUUCGAAAUCACUCCCGUGCGCCCUUCCUUCCGCAUCGGAAACGACGACGACGGCGACGACCAAGCGGAUUUCCCACGCGCCGGCUUAUCAGCGCCCGACCACCGUUCGCUCUUGCGGCAAGCGCUCGAGACCGACGGAAGACGUUCUUCCGACGAUGCCGUCGCAGACGAGGAGCAGGGCGAGCCAACCGAGGAAUCGCACCUGCUCUCCACUGGUGUGGAGCAGCGCAUAGGUGGACUGAGGAGUCAGAGGUCAGAGAGCAUAUUCCAGAUCGAGCCGUCACUUUCAUCGCCCUUUGGAGGGAGCUAUGGAACAUCAUACGGCAGCCUUUCGGCCCGUAUCAACGAGUCGUCUAUGCGUCACGCCGGUCGCCUAUUCACGGAACAACAGCUUAAGGGCGUCGCCGAGCCCGAGCAGCAACGAGAACCUUUGCUGGUCAAGCAACUUGAAGAGGACGGGCACGUUAUCAAUGUGGUUGUGGGCCAGUCGACCUUGCCGCAGACCAUCUUCAACAGCGUCAAUGUGUUGGUUGGUGUCGGUCUACUAACACUGCCACUAGCAUUAAAGUACUCUGGAUGGAUUGUCGGCAUCGUAUUCCUGACCUUUGCUGCUAUAACGACGCAAUACACUGCCAAGCUACUCGCCAAAUGUCUUGACGUGGACAGCUCACUCAUUACAUUUGCCGAUCUUGCGUAUGUUUCUUUCGGCAACGGCGCACGCAUUGCCGUUAGCAUUCUCUUCUCGCUUGAAUUACUCGCCGCAUGUGUUGCCCUUGUGGUGCUCUUCGCCGACAGUAUGGAUGCGCUCGUGCCUGGAUGGGGACUUUCUGCCUGGAAAAUUGUUUGUGGUGUCAUACUUGUACCACUUGCCUUCCUCCCGUUACGGCUGCUCUCUUUCACAUCUAUCCUGGGCGUCAUGUCUUGUUUUGGAAUCACCAUCGCGGUGUUUGUUGAUGGCCUCAUCAAACCGGAGCAACCUGGCUCCCUUCGUCAACCCGCGACCCAGUAUCUUUUCCCCGAAAACUGGAUGACGAUACCUCUGUCAUUCGGCUUGCUCAUGUCUCCCUGGGGUGGUCAUUCCGUAUUUCCCAACAUCUACCGAGACAUGCGACACCCAUACAAAUACCGCAAUGGAUUGAACAUCACAUACGCUCUCACAUUUCUGAUCGAUCUCGGAAUGGCUUGCGCGGGUAUUCUCAUGUUUGGCGACUAUGUCCGCGACGAGAUUACCAGCAACAUCUUCAUCACUCCGGGUUAUCCGAAAGCUCUCUCUGUCUUCAUCGCAAUUUGCAUCGCGAUUGUUCCCCUGACCAAGGUCCCCUUGAACGCUCGGCCGAUCAUCUCCACCUUGGAAGUGCUACUUGGGCUUGACAACCGCUCGCUGGGCGCUUCCUCAUCACUGACUGGCAUGUCAGGCCUUAACCGCGGCCUCUUCAAAUUUACACUGAGGAUUGUCGUCAUCAUCGUCUUUGUCCUUAUCGCCAUCGUGUUCCCGUCUUUCGACCGCAUCAUGACGCUGCUCGGUAGCGUCGCUUGCUUUUCGAUCUGCAUUAUCCUGCCGCUUGCAUUUCACUUGAAGCUUUUUGGGCAAGAGCUUGGAAGGGGAGAGAAGAUUAUGAAUUGGGCUUUGAUCAUCUUGAGCACGAUUAUGGCUGUUGUUAGUACUGUGUUUGCGUGCAUUCCCAAGGAGUUAAUUGGCGCUGCUCCCAAGGAGAUGAUCAACCCUGCGUAA